This is a messenger RNA of Gracilinanus agilis (Agile Gracile Mouse Opossum), 612 nucleotides long. RefSeq names its product membrane spanning 4-domains A5 (gene MS4A5). Gene Ontology annotation, biological process: cell surface receptor signaling pathway. Lineage: Eukaryota; Metazoa; Chordata; Mammalia; Didelphimorphia; Didelphidae. The coding region runs from base 1 to 612 and encodes 203 amino acids. Gene Ontology annotation, cellular component: plasma membrane. The transcript is spliced from 5 exons. The record is from RefSeq and is a predicted model, not a curated record.
AUGGAAUCCAAGACGGCACCCCCACCCAAAUCGGUGUUCCUGCUGCUACCUCAGAAGGUUUUCAAUGUUCGGUCUGGAAUAAAAACAACUGCUUUUCCCAAAAAAACCGGGGUAGAACACUUCCUUGCUACAGAAAUGAGGAUCAUGGGGGCAAUUCAGGUCCUCUUUGGUCUGAUGAACUUCUGCUUUGGGGCAGUCUUCAUUUUCACCCACGUCUCUCCAUAUCCACGCUUUCCUUUCAUCUUUAUCACAGGGUAUCCAUUCUGGGGAUCAGCAUUUUUCAUUAAUUCCGGAUCCCUUUUAAUCGCAUUUGAAAGGAGAACUACAAAACUUCUUGGACAAAUCAGUCUGGUUGGGAACACAGUUAGUUCUGUGGUUGCAAUGGCUGGGAUCGUUCUUCUCUCAUUUAGCCUCGUUCUGGAUAAUCACUACCUGUGUGGCUACGUCGGUGGAGGCAACCUUUGUGAAGGAAUCACUGUCAUUUUAACUGGGAUUUUGGGUAUGAUGAUGGUCUUCGCUGUCCUUGAGCUCCUCAUUUCUCUGUCUUACUCAAUGUUCAGGCACAACUUGACCUGUGCUGAAUCUGAGAAUUGGUUUUCAAUAGAAGUGUGA